GUAGACCUUGCACGAGAAUGAAGACUCAAGGGAAUGAGGUUGCCUUUCUUUAGUCGCAACGCACCCCCAUUUUCACAAUAUUCUUCUUCUUCUUCUUCUUCUUCUUCUUCUUCUUGGUGGUGGUGGUGGUUUUGCUGCUGCCUUUUCCUCCUUUGAUUGGCUGCUUCAAAACGGCCUCCAUUACCGCCACCACAACCUUUUCCGUCAAAACUAGCCUCCCCUCCUCCCCUGCCACCACCCCACUUGUCAUCUCUUUUUAUUUCUUUCUGUUGCGUUGCCUCAGAAUUUGAUCAUUUGGUUUGAAAUUUGAAUACAAGAAAGGUUAGAGAGAAAGAGAAAAAAUGAGAAAGGAAAGGAGAUCAAGAAGGAUAUCAAGAAUAGGGAGCUAUGCAAUAUCAUCAUCAAUGUCAAUGAGAGAUCAUCGGCAACAACCUUGUAUAACUUGUACAACGUUUAACAUUCUAGCACCUAUCUAUAAACGUCUUAACAUUAACAAUGAUCAGGAUCAGAAUUCACGUGAAAGUGAUUACAGGGCCUAUUGGCUUGUCAGAAACCAGAGGAUUUUGGUUUCCUUGUUGCGUGAAAGAUCUUCCAUAAUUUGUCUUCAGGAAUUUUGGUUGGGAAAUGAAGAGUUGGUCAACAUGUAUGAGAAGAGAUUAGGUGAUGCAGGCUAUCUCAAUUUCAAGCUUGCACGAACCAACAACCGUGGUGAUGGCCUACUGAUCGCUGUGCGCAAGGACUAUUUCAGAGUUAUUAACCAUAGGGAAUUGUUGUUCAAUGAUUGCGGGGAUCGAGUUGCUCAGUUGUUACAUGUUGAAUUAGCUGCCCCUUGUUCACCAUGCCGGAACAAUGACACUCGCCAAGAAAUUCUCAUUGUCAAUACCCACUUGUUAUUUCCUCAUGAUUCAAGUUUGUCUCUUGUAAGAUUGAAUCAGGUCUACAAAAUCCUGCAGUAUGUGGAAUCUUAUCAGAAAGAAAACAAGCUUAGCCCAACGCCUAUUAUGCUUUGCGGUGACUGGAAUGGGAGCAAACGGGGGCAUGUUUACAAGUUCCUCAGGUCACAAGGCUUUGUAUCCUCGUAUGAUACUGCUCAUCAGUACACUGAUGCAGAUGCUCACAAGUGGGUUAGCCACCUUAAUCAUCGUGGAAAUAUUUGUGGCGUGGAUUUUAUAUGGCUUCUUAAUCCCAAUAGAUACCGCAAGCUACUAAAAACAAGUUGGAGUGAAGCAGUAUUUGGCAUGUUCAAGUAUCUGCUACGGAGAGCUUCCCUGACAGAAGAAGAUGCCUUUGCCUUUCUGAAGGCUGAUAGUGAUAGUGACUGCAUUACCUACUCAGGCUUCUGUGAAGCUCUUCAGCAGCUUAACUUAACCGGCCAUUGUUAUGGACUCAGCAACGAAGAAACAAAGGAUUUGUGGGCGCAGGCAGACAUUGAUGGGAAUGGUGUUCUUGAUUAUAAAGAAUUUCAGCAGCGAAUUUGGAAUCCUAUAUGGUCAAAGCAGAAAGAUGAUGAAAUCCAAGACGAUAAUCUUAAGGGUAGAGAAGAGCAAACAAUUGGUUUCAGUGUGGAGAAUGCUGUUCUCUUCCCUCCUGAAGUAGAGAAAGGAAUGUGGCCUAAGAACUACUCUCUUUCAGAUCAUGCCCGACUAACGGUGGUGUUCUCACCAAUAAGAAUGCCAUGCUCACGAUUGAUAUCAUGAAAGUCCUUGAAAGCAAACUAUAUC
This is a messenger RNA of Populus euphratica (Euphrates poplar), 1721 nucleotides long. RefSeq lists its product as uncharacterized. The coding region runs from base 342 to 1697 and encodes 451 amino acids. Lineage: Eukaryota; Viridiplantae; Streptophyta; Magnoliopsida; Malpighiales; Salicaceae. Gene Ontology annotation, molecular function: 3'-5'-RNA exonuclease activity. The record is from RefSeq and is a predicted model, not a curated record. The transcript is spliced from 9 exons.